This is a messenger RNA of Talaromyces proteolyticus, 1844 nucleotides long. Its product is annotated as putative rRNA processing protein Bystin. Gene Ontology annotation, cellular component: nucleolus; preribosome, small subunit precursor; cytoplasm. The transcript has 3 exons. The record is from RefSeq and is a predicted model, not a curated record. Gene Ontology annotation, biological process: rRNA processing. Lineage: Eukaryota; Fungi; Ascomycota; Eurotiomycetes; Eurotiales; Trichocomaceae. Gene Ontology annotation, molecular function: snoRNA binding. The coding region runs from base 99 to 1613 and encodes 504 amino acids.
CACCUCAGUAAAGCGACGACAAUUUGCGAGCUGAGAGUUUGGCCCUCGAUUUCGAUCGGAAAGCAUAUAGACUCGCAAGCACGAGUCACUGAUGAACAAUGCCGAAAGCUACCACUCCUCGCACUGCUAAUCGCAGACACAACCCCCUCGCAGACGAUCUCCUCUCCGCGGGCCAUUUACGAACAAAGUCAGGAAAAAGAAAGUCGCGCGGUGAUGAUGACAAUGAUGAAACCGAAGCCGGUGAUAAGUUUAUCGAUGCAAAAGCCUCUCGUAAAAUUCUACAGAUUGGCCAAGAUCUCGCCGACGAAGAUGCAGCAGAGCGCCGGACUGCUUUAGAAGGGAGCAACGCCGACCAACCCAACAAGGCUUUUGAUUUUUCAUCGAGGUUUGAAGAUGAGGAACAACUAUCAGAGGAUGAAGAUAAGUUUGGAGAAGACCAAUGGGGAGACGAAGACGUCGAAGACGCGGAAAUCGACCCUAAUGACCUCGACAUGUUCAAUAAGUUUAUUCCCAGUGGAGAGCAAGACCCGAUAUUUGCCCCUCAGCAAACAGAGGAAAAUGGAGAUGGGCCUGGCGUCAAUCUCGCAGAUUUAAUCUUGGAAAAAAUUGCUGCAUAUGAGGCGAAAGAAUCAGGAGAAGAUCAACAAUUUAUCAAAGGCGGCGGGGCCCCCGAAGAUGCAGUUCAAAUUCCCGCAAAGGCUUUGGAAGUCUAUGAGAAAGUCGGCAUGAUUCUAUCACGAUACAAAUCAGGGCCUCUACCAAAGCCUUUUAAAAUUCUGCCAACUUUGCCCCAGUGGCCUACACUUCUUGAUAUCACACGCCCAGACUCGUGGACGCCAAAUGCCGUAUAUGCUGGAACGCGGAUAUUUAUUUCAGCUAAGCCAGCCAUCGCCCAAGAGUACAUCAACACGGUCCUACUUGAACGUGUCCGUGACGAGAUUCACGAAACCCGCAAACUCAACGUCCACGUCUAUAAUGCAUUAAAGAAAGCGCUUUACAAACCGGCAUGCUUUUUCAAGGGUCUACUAUUUCCCCUGGUAGCUACAGGCAUCUGCACCUUGCGCGAGGCUCACAUUGUAUCGUCCGUCAUUGCGCGUGUGUCCAUUCCAGUCUUACACUCUGCUGCAGCACUGCUUCGAUUAUGCGAGAUAGCAGCUGAACAGACGUCAUCUUCACUAUCAUCUGAAGGCACUGGCGCCACGAAUAUAUUCAUUCGCGUGUUUCUCGAGAAGAAAUAUGCGCUUCCCUACAAAGUGAUAGACGCACUGGUGUUCCAUUUCCUGCGUUUCCGUGCAAUGGAUAACAGCGAGGAUCAGAUGAUGGUGGAUGGAAACCGCCAGCAGCCUCCGUCUGCUGCGGCUGCAAUGAACUACAAACUCCCUGUGCUCUGGCAUCAGUCCCUCCUAGUCUUUGCGCAGCGGUACCGAAAUGACAUCACAGAAGACCAACGCGAGGCUCUUCUCGACUUGCUGCUUGUACGUGGACACAAGGAGAUUGGACCAGAAGUGCGCCGAGAACUUCUCGCUGGGCGUGGUCGAGGCGUGGUCGUGCCGAAUGCUGAGUUGCAGGCUGCGGCUGCAGCAGGUGAUGAUACCAUGGACGUGGAGAUGUGAUGAUGAGUGUUUAUACAAGUGUGGAUUGUUUUUCAUGACGAUAUUCAUAAUGGCGUUUUAUUGACGAUACGAUUAUAUUUAGUUUGCAUGAAUCAAUAUUUUACGGUUAGUCGACGUUUAGAGAACUAGUUAAUGCCAGAAAAGGAUCGACACGGCUUUCUUGGUGAAAGACUUGUUCUGUAAAAAAUAUUUUAUUAUAUGAGAGGCUAAAUUUCAAGGAAUUGAUCAAGC